AUGUCAUGAAGAAUCAAAAGUCAUCACAUACUGACUUGAGAAGUCGGCGUCCACAACCCACAACAAGGCCAGGGCACUUGGCUCGUCGGUCGUAGCGACCUUAGGCUUUAGAGUUUACAAUACAUACAGGCUGUAGAUCUAAGUCGUACUGAGUGUGCUCUUUGUUACAUUCUUGUCAAAGUAUCCAGUGUUUCACGGUUUACAUUGUACUUGUAGUUGAACAGUUCACGAAGCUCCAGGGUACGGGUGGAGUCGGGGCAAGCACACCUCGGAACGUAUGCGGACGCCAUGAACAAGUCGAAGUCGUCCCAACUGAAAGUGCGCUCGACGAGCAGGAAGGAUUCGAACGACUCGGUUUUUCUCAGCGUUCCCGGCUGCUUGGCGGCCGGUAGCAAGCUGCGACCGGCACUAGAAACCACGGAAGAGGUAUCAGAGGUGGAGGAUGAAAUACCAGCGUCUCAGAGUCGAGGCACCGCCACGACCAGUGUGAACGCUCCACUAGGCCACACUGCAAAUAGUAGCGGCAAUGCCAAGUCAGGACAAUCGCCCACGGCGGCCCAACGGAAGGCAAGCGUUAGCCGGAGAGAGCUUCCGGCUAUACCGGCAAAACCUCUAGCUCUUGCAGCGGUACCUACUCAACCAACUGUCAUCCUUUCGCCACAUUCAUCGUCAAGAGGCUCUAGUCGACAUCGGUCGUCCACACAUCACCAGCUCACGGGCGCAGAUGGUUCCGAGGUCGAGAAUACACUACAAGACGACGCGGCUACCGUGCAAAGCAACAGAAGUGCAGUGGAGGAAAGCCCGAGGCAUGUAGUUCAUGACGUGCAUGGUAAUAUGGUGGGAUCGGUGCCUACGAUAGAUGAUGCUAACUGCAGGAAGAGGAUGCUUUCGGAUGCGACAGCCGGACCUACAGCCGGAAACUACAGAACAGAGGAGCUCGCACCACCAGCAGGUGGUCAGAGACAUAGUGUAGCACGACCCAGACCAACACAAGCUAUGGGCUCUGGCUCAGUUCUCUUUGCCAACGUGAAUACAGGAGGUUUUGAGCGCAGCAGUCCGCGGUACAGGUCUCAUCCAGUGCAGCAACGGCGCACCAGGCCUGACUUCCUGCUCAACGACACUCCACAUCAGCAUGCAGUGCAUGUUCCCACUGGCAUGAACACAGCUGCAUCACUACCGCAGCUCAGUUCAAGCCAAGCAAGUUCUAACCCUACAAGGCAGAUUGGGAGACAGGGAGAGCAAAUGGGCCUGCAUCAGCGGUCCACUCCGGUGAUUGGAAGACAGAGUAUGGCAGGUUUUGCCCCAGGCCCACAUAGGCAGGCGAGUGCUGGUCCACGACGCAGGCUGGAUUUUUCAGUACAGCACACGGUGCCACCCCUUGCUGGUGAUCCCUCACCUCAGGCUGACCUGCCUCUGCUCCAUGAACACUCUGCUCUAGAUCUAACUGCAAUCCCGGUCCUAGCACCCAGGCAAACGGCUAUGCAACAGGUUGUGAAUACUCACCCGAUGGUGUUAUCUGGUCAGGCUGGCCCUCCGUCUGGACUGAGUGCACAGAUGCAAGACAUGGCGUCCAGCGACACCACAGGCAGGGCAAAAAAGAAGCGCGUCUCUUUCGGCCACGCAACAACGCAAGCUACUUCUUUUCGAACGGCGUUGCCACAGACUCCGGCUCUAACUCCUCAUAUUCAACAGGGCACAUCCAGUGCCAGUCCGGGACAAAACUGGGUCGAUGGUAGAGGGUACUAUCAUACAGCUCCUGGAGGAGCACGCGUGCCAGUGCCAUCUUCAGAUCCACUUCAGCCUGUACGAGAAGACCACGUGCCCGUGAAUACCUACCCGCAAUCUCCGGAACCAGCCAGGCCCCGCCAACUUGGCCGUCAGCCUCGUCCUAUUCGAUCACCAUUGGUGAGCAGCUUUUCCAAGCAUCAGCUAGAGCGAGGACCGCAGUUGAGAUUUGAUGGCGGCUUUUUGUCUGGCGGUGAGCCGUCUGAAUUGAGAAGGUCUGGACGUCGGUUUAGUUUCACUGCUGCGGUCGCACCGGAGGAGUUGAUCGAGGACUUUCAUGCGUGCGGCUUGGUGGCAGCUCCGCAGCAAGGCCUGUCGUUUCCCGGUUCUGGCGCAUUAGUCUCAUCCACCGACCUUGACAUUGACAGUGUCGGUGCUAGUCCUGAUCUAUCUACUCGUCGAUCUACUGCUCCUGAGGGUCCUACUGGCAGUGCCAAUGCACAGCUCGCGAAUAAUCCUGUCCCGGUAGAGGAGCGUCAUUCUAGUAGGGAUCCACCUGUUCAGGGUUUACCAGCAAGGGCGCAAGGGAAGUGGCUAGGAGUAGGAAACGCCGCCACUGCGUCUCAAGCCCGGAGAGCCGAACACACUCCACCAGCACAUGGCAGCAGCAAUGCCAGCUCAUCGAGGAGUAUGAACAACACAGACAGCGACGACCGGCAGCUUCAGCGUUCUCCAACUCGUUCGAGCAGCCUGGUGAACGCCAUGUCUCAUCCAGAUGAAGACAAGUCUCGUUCGCCGCCGACGCGGGCAUCAUGCAUGGAAUUGGGCUGUGGCGCAUCGACUUUCAUGUGUCUAAGAUGGUUCUUCUCCUGGCCAAUACACGGCGAGCGGGGACGCUUGCUGACCCGUAUCUUCCUCAGCAUCUUAGCGUGGGCAGCUCUAGCAACCAUCACCGGCAAGUCAGCGCUGCCCGGAGCAGAUGGUUUCCUGUUCGCUAUCAGCGUAGUGAUUGCCGCAGCUGCCCUUGGAGGCUACAUUGUGCGCCAGGUUCAUCUCCCUCCACUUCUGGGCAUGCUGCUGGCUGGAUUUCUCUUGCGCAAUGUGUAUGUAGUUGAUGUUCCCAGCGUUGUUGCUGGAGGGACCACAACAAACGAUAGCAAUAUUAGUAAUGUGACCAUGUCUCCGUUAUUGAUGACAGCUGCAAGUGGCGGUGGCGAGCUGACGUCCAAUCUGCGCUCUAGCUGGUCUAGCGCGCUGAGGAGCGUGGCACUUGUUAUAAUUCUUGUCCGAGCUGGUCUUGGCCUAAACCCAUCCGUGUUGAAGCGGGCUAAGUUUGUUAUAAUGAGGCUGGCGUUUCUUCCAUGUCUGGUCGAGGCAUCUGUGGAUGCAGUGCUGGCCAAUCUGCUUCUGGACUUCCCCUGGGCAUGGGGCUAUAUGUUAGGAUUCGUAAUUGCUGCUGUUUCACCAGCUGUUGUUGUACCAUCAUUGCUUGGCUUACAAGAAAGAGAGUAUGGUAUUGCUAAAGGUAUACCCACUCUGAUCAUUGCGGCGGCAUCCUUUGAUGACGUAAUUGCCAUCAGCGGCUUUGGGAUAGCGCUCGGUUUGGUCUUUUCGACAGGCGGUAGUCUGGCAUUCAACAUUAUACGCGGGCCAUUGGAGCUUUUGGCUGGCAUUGUAGGCGGAACUGCUGUUGGUGUCAUAGCAUGGUAUAUUCCCAGCUCGGAUAAGACGAACAGUCAUCGUUUUCGAAAUCGCAUCAUAUUUCUGCUUUUCGGCGGCCUGACAGCUGUGUUUGGUACCCGUCUUGUUCAUUUCACUGGUGCCGGUGCGUUGGGAAGUUUGGUGAUGGCGUUUGUGGCUGGCAGGGGCUGGCCAGAUGAGGACAGAAAAAUGGUGGCACGGUCAUUCGCACUGUUAUGGCACUUUGCCCAGCCAAUGCUUUUUGGCCUCAUAGGUGCGGAAAUUGACCGGAACAUCUUGGGCGAAAGCUUUGUAGGCACUGCUAUCGGUAUCCUGUGGAUUGGAAUGCUAUUCCGGGUGAUUGUGUCAGCCUGCAGUGUCGUUCGUUACAACUUGACCCUGAGGGAGAAGUUGUUUGUCGCCUUGGCCUGGCUUCCUAAAGCUACUGUCCAGGCAGCCAUUGGAUCCGUUGCACUGGACACAGCCACUGAACAAGGCGGUACGCCGGAGCAAAUUGCUUUAGGAAGGAAGGUCUUGACCAUAGCAGUGCUGGUCAUCGUCUUCACGGCUCCUAUUGGCUCCAUUGCUAUCUCACUGUCCGGUCCGCGCCUGCUUGCGAAGGGUGCGGAGAAAGCCGAGAAUGACACGGAGCAGCAGCAGCAGCAAGUUUCCCGGUCUGGCAGUGAGGUUGACCAGUCCAUUGGGAGCUCAGCUAGUGAUGGGCGAAUACCAGGAUCUGCCCAAUCGAUGCAGGAGUCUGCGGUGUGAAGCACCGUCUGCACGCACCCGCAUAUCCGUGCUUGCGGGUUGUUGCCAUGACGAUGUCGGUGCAAGACUGACGGUGUAGCUGCUGGAAGUUUAAAAAACAAUUGUAGCCUUUCCUGUUCUGUCAUUUCUCUUGAUGGCCAUGUGGUGAUGGAAGAAACAGGUACCGUGCCAUGUGCGCGUGUGUAUGUACAGCCUUCUUCACACACAUCUAUUAUUAUUCAAGCCUGGCAUGCAGUAUGCCGCAGAUGAAGAUUAUUCUUCCUUUUUGAGACUUCACAAUCGUUUAUGGCUUUAUGCCCCUUGUUGGUGGUACAGCUAGUAAAAUAUAUAUUUUAUAAAAUUUUAACUCAACAUGAAAUCUGCUUUAUGACAACAGUUAUUUUUUACAUGGUCACACUAGAAUAUACUUCUACAGCCUUGAUUAGGCCGGCAAUCUCAAUCGGCAUGCUCAGGGUCGAUUGUAUUAUUUGUCUGCAUGAGCUGUCUGAAAUUAUUUCCCUAUAUACUAUACCGUGUUUGUGUAGGUUGAAAUUGAUGAAGCUCACAUAUGAUGUUUCUGCAGUCAGUGAUUUAUUUCUUGCUUGACCGUCUUGUUCCUAGUGUUUUUUUUUACAGUGGCUGAUCAUGCGGCCCGUCUUUUCUUUCCCGCUCCCAUUUCCUCUUGAAUGGUGCUGGAUGUUCUCAAGUUGGUGCGUGUUGGCACCUCUGUUAUGGUUCUAAAAGGCCACUGCACAAUCAGCAGCACCAGCA
Sycon ciliatum is the source of this 4923-nucleotide messenger RNA. RefSeq names its product sodium/hydrogen exchanger 9B2-like. Gene Ontology annotation, molecular function: antiporter activity. Gene Ontology annotation, biological process: proton transmembrane transport. The coding region runs from base 289 to 4173 and encodes 1294 amino acids. The record is from RefSeq and is a predicted model, not a curated record. Lineage: Eukaryota; Metazoa; Porifera; Calcarea; Leucosolenida; Sycettidae. The transcript is spliced from 10 exons. Gene Ontology annotation, cellular component: membrane.